GGAUGUCGAGGCUCAUAAAUUAAAGGAAUCCGGAAUAGAAGAGAUAGACAAAUGGUUCAAGAUUGAUCAUUUAUAUGUUGCUUUUGUAACUUUAGAUUUGAUUUUGUAUUGUUGCAUAUUAUCUCCGAGUGAAGUCAUUACUUUGCCCCUCUUUUGACUUUUUGUUCCUACUAGAUUUAUAAAUAUUUAGUUGAAGAAGCAAAACUUCUUCAAUAAAUAAUGAGGUGAUACGUCAUGAAUGACUCUACCUUCUUCAAUGAAUAAUGAGUUGAUAUGUCAGGAAUGACUCUACCUUCUUUGAUUCCAAAUGGACUCUUCUACCCUAACUGAUAUUGUUGGGAUGCCCUUAGAUGAGGUGUUAAGAUGUAACCUCAUGCCUCUACAACUAUAAUUUAAUCAAAAUGUGAAAAGGAUAAUGUUCCAUGUGCUCUGAAUGAAUGAUGGGUGGAUCACACGUCACAAUUCUCAGUCAAAGUAGUGCUUGCAAAACUAAAUUUGUUGGCUAGUCAAUAAGAUUUAUAAAAAAAUAAUUAAAAGUUUUAAAGAAGAUUAAAAAAUGGUAUGAAGGACAAAACAUCAAUGGCAUAAUGAGCCAAUACAGAUGGCCGGCUAGACCUAGUCAGAGGCCAUUGUCAAUGAGGGAAAAAAGUCCAUGAGACCCUCCCUCACCAUUGUCUUUAUGGAGAGUCCAUCAGAAGUAAAUGGCUCACUUAGGCAGUGAGAGAUGAGCAACAACAACACAGCCACUAUGCAACAAUCUUUUCCGAUGAACGGAGGGGAUGGACCUCACAGCUACCUCAACAACUCCCAUUUACAGAGACAAGCUACAAAUGCGUCGAGGAUUACGAUUGAAGAGGCAAUUGCUAAGAAGCUUGAUGUAAAGUGCUUCUCUUCAAACCCGUUUCGUCUUGCAGAUUUGGGAUGUUCAGUUGGGCCAAAUACCUUCAUAGCAAUGCAACAUAUAGUGGAAGCUGUAGAAAGGAAGUACCUGGCGCAAGGUCUCAAAUCUGAAAUGCCCGAAUUUCAAGUCUUCUUUAAUGAUCAUGUGGCCAAUGAUUUCAAUACCCUAUUUGCAUCCCUCCCAACUGAAAGGCGGUACUUUGCCUGUGGCGUCCCGGGUUCUUUCCAUGGCCGGUUAUUCCCGGAGUCAUCUAUCCAUUUCAUGUUUUCCUCUCAUGCACUCCACUGGCUCUCAAAGGUGCCUGAAGAGUUGUUGGACAAAAACUCCCCUGCAUGGAACAGGGGAAGGAUUCACUACACAAGUGGCCCAGAAGAAGUAAGCCAUGCUUAUGCAGCUCAAUUUGAGCAUGACAUGGAGAUCUUUUUGAGUGCGAGAGCUAAGGAACUUGUGUUUGGAGGGAUGAUAGUGCUCCUCAUUCCAGCUCUCCCAACUGGGAUCCCUACUUCUCAUAUCCCAAUUGGUAUUAUGUUCGAUCUUCUGGGAUCAAGCCUCAUGGACAUGGCCAAGGAGGGAUUAAUCAGUGAAGCUGAAGUGGACUCCUUCAACUUGCCUAUUUAUGCAACCUCCCUGGAGCAAAUGACAAGCCUGGUUGAAAGAAAUGGGUAUUUAAUCAUUGAGAGAAUGGAGCUAAUGGACCCUACAUCAAAGCAUGUGGCGGUCAGUGGGAAGGACUAUACAAUGAACUUUAGAGCUGGCAUGGAGGGGAUUUUUGGCGAACAUUUUGGAAGUGGGAUUAUUGACGAAGUGUUUGAUAGGCUUUACAAGAAAACUGUGGAGUUCUCCCACCAGCUGGAAUCCAGCCACAAAGAAGGAACUCAAUUGUUUGUUGUUCUAAGGCGGAAAUGAUGUUGUUUAAAGAUGACCAAAAACUACUUUGCCCGCUAGUUUUCUUGGUCCAUUCUUUGAGACUAGUUUCGGGACAUCAAUGUAUACUGUGGUGAAGGUAAGUAGAUCAUAAAUAAUGACCAGAUUUGGGCAUCA
Vitis vinifera (wine grape) is the source of this 1942-nucleotide messenger RNA. RefSeq names its product loganic acid O-methyltransferase. The transcript is spliced from 3 exons. Gene Ontology annotation, biological process: methylation. NCBI's taxonomy places the organism in Eukaryota, Viridiplantae, Streptophyta, Magnoliopsida, Vitales, Vitaceae. The coding region runs from base 725 to 1807 and encodes 360 amino acids. Gene Ontology annotation, molecular function: S-adenosylmethionine-dependent methyltransferase activity. The record is from RefSeq and is a predicted model, not a curated record.